UUUGAGCAGAACCUCGGCUUGACUUCCGGUUUGGCACGAAACUUGAAAAUCUGGAGGGGACGCACGCCCGUUGUGCUGCUUGUGUACUGCCAGAGUGACUUCAGGGGCGGAUUUUUCGGGCCGGUUAUUAAACGCAGUUCGCAGAGCCGCAACCCACGUUUGAACACGAAGAUGUCCGUCCCGGACACCGCCGAUUCCGAAAGGCAGCUGGCUGCCAACGAACUGCGGCGCAUGGGCCUUCGAGUUCCUUGCCUCAAGUCGACGCCGUCUACGGGCAAACAGGCAACGUCUAAUGGAUGGCCGCUGUUUGGUUUGGACAUCUUGGAACAGCCGCAGCAGUCUUCGCACCUGGUGGCUGGGUUAACGGUGCCCUGGUUCUUGGACGAGAGCCUCCGAGUGCUCCUUUCGCAUGCGUCGACUGAAGGCAUCCUGCGCAAGUCGGGCUCCCUUGCAAGGCAGCGGCUGCUCAGGUCCUCGCUGGAGACGAGUGCUUCGUUGCGAAUUGCCUCGGUGGUUCUGGCGUCUGCGCCUGUGCACGACGUGUCGGGGCUCCUGAAGCAGUGGCUGCAGCUGCUGCCCGAACCUCUGCUGCCCAAGCCCCUGGUUCACUUGCUGCUCAGGUGCCAGGUGAAGCAUGGCCUGGAGGCGGUGCUGCUGGGCUUGCGCCUCCUGCCGGAGGAGCGACUGGCCUGCCUGCGCCACCUGCUGUCGGGGCUGUCGCAGCUGGCGGCGGACCCCCAAAGCCGCAUGGGACCGCACAACCUGGCCGUGGUCUUGGCACCCACUCUGUGUGGCCCGCCGACCAUCCAGUCGGCCAACAGGGAGGACCUGGACCGCCUGGUUUCCUUGGUGGAAGCACUGAUUGAGGCCUCCCACCUGGUGGGCUGCAACCCGGCACCACUGCCCGGCCGCGAGGGCCGCAAGAAGACCUCAUCGGCGUGCCUGCUGCUGCACCAGCUGCGGCGCCUGGUGGUUCAGCGCAAGGGGCCUGGAGGCGAGAUGGACGCCGUGGUGCCGGACUCUGCUGCGCCCAAUCUCCCUCCUGGCUCCAAGCGCCGCAAGCCACGCGAGCUCCUGCCUCGUGGACUCUCGCCUUGGAAGAGGGCGAAGCGCGAGGAAGGGCUGGUGUCCAGCCGGCAACAGCAAGCCGCCACGCACGAGCUGCUCAACAAACUGCGCCAGGAAGUGGCUUUGCUGCCGCCAUUGCAGGUGGAGGACGAAGCCAGUGCCAAGCCUGAAGAUACCAAGGUACCCACCAGUGCAAAUCCUGCGGAAACAGCUGUCGCAGGCCAGCAAGAGAGCCCUUUCAACAUCACCCCGCAGUCAGAGCCAGAGCCCACAACCAAGCCAGCGGUGCCACAGACCGUGCACUUCCUUCGCGGCACCAGCACCACGUCGUCGACCAAGAGCGUCCUGCGGCGUGGUCGGCCCAACUCCCUUCGGCCGGGGGUCCCGUUGCGGCACAGCGCUGGCACCAGGAAGCACUCCAGCACGGGCAGCAGACCAAAGCGCCCAGUCGGCAAGGAAAACCUGGAGAGCAGCCUGCAUUUCGCUUCGCAAGGGCAGUCCAUCUUCAACGCACCUACAAUGGCAUACCUUGCGGCUGUCAAGGCCCACAGGGAAGCGUUCACUUCACAGCUGGUGUCCACAGGCCCACCUGGUCCAGAGCACGACUCUCAGCUUCAUCGAGAGGGCAGCGUCAAAGUGCCGCACUGUCAUCUGGAGGCAGUUGUUGAAGCACCGCUCACGCCUGCCACAGAAGAGCCGAAGCAAGAUCGCGACACUCUGCCCUCAGAGAAGCAGCAGGACGAUGAGGUCGAGGACAUGGAUGUGGACGAUGAUCCAGACACGAACCGGGCAAACAAUGCGGGAGAGACAAGUCAGCCGUGCCCCCAGUCGUCUGCUCCAGCUGCUGCCGUCUUCGACUCGGCCGCACCUCCCGCGUUGCACGAAAGGGACGAGCAGACUCUGCCAUCUGCAUCUGCCAAGGCUCUGCCCACUUGCACAGACAGCUUCUCCUUUGCACUGCCGACAGUUCCUCCUGAGCCGUCUGCCUCAAACAAGCGGGAGAGUAUCAUCCAGAUCCGCGAGCGUAACGCAGGCAUGGUGCGGAGCAGUGUGGAAGUGUUCAACAGGGCCGCUGCUGCAGUCCACGAGAGCAGUGCGGUGACGCGCAGCCGCCGAACGGCGGUGGCACGCAAGGGCUCCGCCACUGCAGCCAGUAGGCCACCGCUGCGGGAAACGAACUUCCGGUGUCCUGCCAGUCCGCAACCGGCUGCUACAAGGCGGGAGCGGCGCGACUGGCAAAUGGAACUCUAGGAGCACGUGCCUGUCCAAGCUUUUAGGCCUCGACAUCAACACUAUUUGCUAGUGACGACCGAAAUGGUGUUGAAGCUGCUCUUGAAGUGUCCAUGUAUGGGGAGUUGUGGGUUUACCUCCUGCUUGGCUUUCAAAUGGGGCGAAAAGACAUGACAAGCGUUGCUUGCGUGUUGUGAUUUUAAUAGAAUGCCUCUCCUUGACUUAUUUUUUUUGGCAUCACCUAAUAUCUGAAGAUUUUAGCUUUCAUAUUUCUAGUAAGGUCAGCUCCUCGAUUCCAAGCAUGCAGUAGCUAUUGACUAGGGCUAAUCAUGACUCGGGAGCUAUGCAUUCGAUUCCAAAUGAGAGAGAGGGGGGGGGUAUGACAAAAUUCAAUUGACAUGAUUUAAAUAAAUGACAAUGCUUUUUGUUCUUUCAAGUAUCUCACAACAUUUGUUGAAUCAUACAUUCAUUCUAAUUAUGACACUGACGUAAUAGUUCUGUGGAAACUCGCAAGGUGGAGUAAAGUAAUUAAUAAAGGAAGAAUCUGACAUCCACCUGUUCGUAGUGAUUGCUACAAAGGAAACCCAUACGGGUUUCUCGAAAGAAAA
Molecule: messenger RNA, 2906 nt
Organism: Dermacentor andersoni
Lineage: Eukaryota; Metazoa; Arthropoda; Arachnida; Ixodida; Ixodidae
Biological process (GO): signal transduction
Molecular function (GO): GTPase activator activity
Source: RefSeq, a predicted model, not a curated record